CCCAGAGCGAGGCUCUCUGGGGCAGGACUACUGGAAGUUUCUCUAUGCCCUGGAGGGGAAUGGGAGGUUGUAUGCUGGAGAGAAGAGUACCCUCCCCUCUGAGCCUCAGUUUCUUCAUCUGCACAGUGGACCCCCAUCAGAAUGGGUCGGCUGGGGCACAGGUGAGGAAGCGAGGAGGCAGCCCUCACAGAGGACCCGGGAGCUUGGGAAGCUGGGGGUGCAGGUCCAGCAGAUAGAAAGCCCAAAGCCAGUUGGCUGAAGCCCAGAGCAGCGGUGCCUAGCCCCGAUAGCAUGUGGGCGCUCCUGCUGCUGUGGCCCCUGGCACUGGGACUCAGCCUUGAGGGUAGCACCCAGACCCCCAGUGUCUACGAUGAAGGCGGAAGCACCAGCGGAGGAGAUGAUGGUCCCCUGGGAUCUUGGACCAUGCCCCGGGGGGCGACACUUUGCCCACCACAGGGCCCACGCAGCUUCCCAGGCUGGCUCUGUGCCAACAACAGCAACACUCUGGAGCUUUGGGACAACUCUCGGGCACUGCUGCUGGGCUGGGUGCCCACAAGGCUGGUGCCCGCUCUCUAUGGGCUGGUCCUAGUGGUGGGGCUGCCCGCCAACGGCCUGGCACUAUGGGUACUGGCCACGCGAGUGCCUCGGCUGCCAUCCACGGUGCUGCUCAUGAACCUGGCAGCUGCUGACCUGCUGCUAGCUCUGGCCUUGCCACCCCGCAUCGUCUACCAUCUUCGGGGCCAGCGCUGGCCCUUUGGUGAGGUCGCCUGUCGCCUAGACACAGCCGCACUCUAUGGCCACAUGUACUGCUCCGUGCUACUGCUGGCUGCCAUCAGCCUGGACCGCUACCUGGCUGUGGUACACCCACUGCGGGCCCUCGCCCUGCGAGGCCCGCACCUGGCCAUGGGGCUUUGCACCGUGGCCUGGCUGGUGGCAGCUACCCUGGCACUGCCCCUGGGGCUGCAGCAGCAGACCUUCCGGCUGUCACACUCAGACCAUGUGCUCUGCCAUGACGUACUGCCCAUGGGUAUCCAGGGCUCCUACUGGCGACCCACCUUCAUCUGCCUGGCUGUGUUCGGCUGCCUCCUGCCCCUGCUGGCCAUGAUCCUCUGCUAUGGGGCCGCCCUGUGUUCACUGGCCUCUGGGGGCCAGCGUUACAGCCACGCGCUGAGGUUGACUGCGCUGGUGCUGGCCUCGGCCCUGGUCUUCUUCACCCCCAGCAACGUGCUGCUGCUGCUGCACUACUCGGAUCCAGGCCCGGAGGCCUGGGGGAACCUGUAUGCUGCCUACGUGCCCAGCCUGGCACUCAGCACCCUCAACAGCUGCGUGGACCCCUUUGUCUACUACUAUGUGUCGACCGAAUUCAUGGACAAAGUGCGGGAGGUGAUGCUGCGCUGGGUGCUGAGUUCCACCACAGCCUCCAGGGAGCAGGGCAGCCCAGGAACGGGCACCAAGCUCUCAUCACUUGUGUGACAGCCCCUCAGGAGACAGGCAACAAAAAGGGGUUGUACUGGAUUGAAUAGGUUCUCCCCCUAAAUUCAUGUCCACCAGGAACCUCUAAUGAGCUUGUCUGGAAAUAGGGUCUUCGUUUGGAAAUGGAUGUAAUUAGUGAAGAUGAGGUCACACAGGGGUAGGGUCAGCCCUAAAGUUUAUAUGACUAAUGUCCUUAUAAGAAGGCAGAAACACAGGGAAGAAGGCCACGUGACCAUGGAGUUAGCGAUCUUGGCCACGAGCUAAGAACACCAAGGACUGCUGGCGGCCGCCAGGAGCCUGGACAGCGGCCUGGGAGGGACUCCCCACCAGGUCCUCCAGGGGACCCAACCUUGCUGAUACCCUGAUAUUAGACUUCUGGCUUCCAGAAUUGAGACAAUAAAUUUGUUGUUUUAAGUCA
This is a messenger RNA of Molossus molossus (Pallas's mastiff bat), 1891 nucleotides long. It is a transcript of the gene F2RL3, whose product is annotated as F2R like thrombin or trypsin receptor 3. Gene Ontology annotation, cellular component: membrane. Lineage: Eukaryota; Metazoa; Chordata; Mammalia; Chiroptera; Molossidae. Gene Ontology annotation, molecular function: thrombin-activated receptor activity. The record is from RefSeq and is a predicted model, not a curated record. The transcript is spliced from 4 exons. Gene Ontology annotation, biological process: phospholipase C-activating G protein-coupled receptor signaling pathway; thrombin-activated receptor signaling pathway; blood coagulation. Bases 292 to 1473 code for a protein of 393 amino acids.